Molecule: messenger RNA, 915 nt
Organism: Cloeon dipterum
Lineage: Eukaryota; Metazoa; Arthropoda; Insecta; Ephemeroptera; Baetidae
Exons: 2
Coding region: 115-885 (256 amino acids)
Source: RefSeq, a predicted model, not a curated record
UCCGUCAAAAUUCUUUUCUUCAACAGUGCCGUCGCGUCAGUCCGCGAACUCCUGAGCAGCGUGGAGAGUGCCCUGAACGGCCUGGUGAGCAAAGUGACCGGAGUAUUCGCGACGAUGAGCAUCAGCGGCAGCGUUUUCCCGACGCAGCAGUCGACCCUGGAGCUGGCGUUGCGGCGCGAACGGGCCGUCGACAGGGCGGCGGACACGGUGGCGCGGCUGCAGCGGCGCCUCCAGGCCGCCACCCUGAACCUGGACGCGGUGCGGCAGUACAGGAGCGCCAGGCCCAGCGGCUGCGACGCCACCGACGCCACUUUCGCGCAACUCGAGGCCAACCUGCAGACCGAGAUCGACGGCUGCCAAAAACGCAUCACCACAACUGAGAAGAUCCUCCACUCCCUCCAGGGCGUUUUGGACUUUAAAGAUGGAGAGAUUGCCAUUUCACAGCUGCAGGAGAUGGAAGAGCCUGAAAAUGAGGCGAGUGAGGAGCAUUUUGUACCGAGCUUGGACACGUCGGCGUGCCUGAACCCCGAGAGCCCCGCGUCUGGUGAAUUUUCGAUCUCGAGCAAGGCGCUGAUGGGCCAGGUGAUCCGGGAGCUGGACUUCAAGUUCGGGCAGCGGGUGUCGCACAACCUGAUCCGGCUCGACGAGGACGACUACAGCAGCGCCCUCGAGCAGAUCGACGUGAGCGCCUCCGAGGGCCUCGAGGAGGUCGAGGAGAUUCAGACUAGCGUGCGGUGCGGCCUCGUCGAGCUGUGCCACCGCGUGGCCGGCGUCGACAACGGAAGGCCAGAGGCCGUGCUCGACCUGCUGCACCUGCUCAACACCGUCGCCGCCACCGUCGAUAAGACUUACGCCCGCAAAAAACAACACUUGCAACACCAUUGAUGUGCUUUUUUACAUUUUUAUAUUUUGGAU